Manduca sexta (tobacco hornworm) is the source of this 5256-nucleotide messenger RNA. It is a transcript of the gene Smyd5, whose product is annotated as SET and MYND domain-containing protein 5. Gene Ontology annotation, molecular function: protein binding. The record is from RefSeq and is a predicted model, not a curated record. Lineage: Eukaryota; Metazoa; Arthropoda; Insecta; Lepidoptera; Sphingidae. The transcript is spliced from 7 exons. Bases 292 to 1446 code for a protein of 384 amino acids.
ACAAAAUUUUAGUGGUUUUAUUGGUGAAUAUCUCAUGGCUUGAAUGUUUUACUCUCUCAAAUAUGAUUUUUUUGAGAAAUUUUUAAUUAAUUUCUUAUAGUCUAGGGUAAGAUCAAAAUUGUAAGUGGGAAUACUAGUCUCAGUAUUUGACAUCUUCCAUCGACAGGAAUAAAUAGAAAAAAAAAAUUUGCUUGCCAAGUGCCGACAUGUUGCAUUUAACCUGAAAAUUAGAAAAUUCCCAAUAAUUUCCUUGCGAGUUUCAGUUUUUGUGAUUUACUAUUAAGUACUAAAAUGGAGGGGUUUGAAAUAAAGAUAACCAACAGUAAUAAGGGUAAGGGGUUGUUUGCUACCAAGAAGUAUGAUCCAGGUGAUAUUAUCCUCGAAGAAGACCCGAUAGUCUCGUGCCAAUUCGCAUGGAAUGCAGCUUACAGAUACUUAGCUUGCGAUCAUUGUAUGAGGCCUUUAGAAACACCGGAACGUAAUGUGAGACGUCUUUCCUGCAAGUCGGAUAUUGUGCUGCCCCAUGCAGACUGCGUUGAGAUGAACCUUGUUGAAGCUACUGGUUGUGAUGAAUGCGAGGCUCUGUAUUGCUCCGAGCUUUGCAAACAGCAGGCCUAUGUUACGUACCACAGGUCAAUGUGCCACGAUUCAUUAGAUGCCCUGCAUCCAAUGACUGUAGUAUUGGAGGAGUGGAAGCAAAUGCACUACCCACCAGAGACAACAAACAUAUUGCUCCUGAUUCGAAUAUUGGCUUAUAUAAAUCAAAAUUCAGACCCAGCUGCUGCAGCAGCUAAGAUUAAACAGUUCUGUCACCGCACUGUGAAUGAAGAUGCAGAAUUGAUCCACAAGCUACUCGGUGAACAGUUUGCCGUUCAACUGAACAGGCUGCGGGAGCUAACCGCAGCUGUUAUUGAUGGCGAUUACAUACAGGAUUUCCUAACGCCAGAAGGUUUUUGUGCUCUUAUGGCACUGGUAGGUACUAAUGGACAAGGCAUCGGAACCAGUCCGCUCGCUAUGUGGGUGAAUGCAGUGUCCGAGUUGACAAUGUCGGAUGAUGAGAGAAAACAGAUCAACCUGUAUAUUGAUAAACUGUAUCAAUAUGUGGAGGAAGAAUCUGGAACAUUCCUGAACACGGAAGGCUCUGGUCUAUUCGAACUGCAAAGUGCGUGCAAUCACAGCUGUUCGCCAAAUGCGGAGUCGUCGUUCCCGUACUCCAAUCACAGGAUACAAUUGAAGGCUCUGAAGACCAUCAUGCCUGGUGAUGAGAUAUGCAUCAGUUACUUGGAUGAAUGCAUGAUUCAGAGGUCCAGGCAUUCUAGACAGAAAGAACUGGCUCAGAACUACCUGUUCAAGUGCUGGUGCGAGCGGUGCACGUCCCAGGCCGCGGAUCCUGACGUCACCAGCGACGAGGACAUGAGCGAGGACGAGCCCGACGACGUCGAUUGAUGCUCCAACCUGCUCGCACUCUGCCUGCUCGGGGUCUGAGCGGGAGCGAGCCUACGGACAUAGUGGAAGUGAUCAGUGCAUGAAGUGUAGUGUUUAGAUCAAUGUUUGUCAUCGAUAUAAAACUAGUUUUCGUAUGUUAUCGCGGUUUUUUUGUUUUAUUUUACUGUUGACAGUCUUUGGACCAUGAAGGCAGUUUUAGAAAUGUCGAAAAAACGCGCGAAUAUUCCGAAAACUAGUUUUAUUUCGACUUGAAUGAGUGAUAAGCAAUUACGGUCUAAUGAAUGUAUGACUACAAUGCUAAGUGUGAUCAGUGUUUAUGUAGACUUUAAGAUAAUUAUUAAGAGGAAGUUACAUUAUAUUUGUUGUAAUAGAGUAUACAUUUGUAUAUUUUGUAUUUCAGAGUUUUUUUUAUAUUUAUAGUUUGUUAUUUAUAUUUUUACGCUAAAAGUACAUUUCAAUUUCAUGUUUAGCUCGAAUUUAUUUCAAUACUACAUUUUCGUCCUCAUUGUUUUAGUGUAGAUAUUUACUAAGCUACGGCCACACUAAUGUUAAUGUCUAACGUUUAUUAUCACAUUAAAUAAGGUGUAAUAACUUUGCCAAUACCCCAAUGGAAGCCUGUGAAAUUGACAUGAGACACGACUACGCCAUGCUUAGCCAAAGUUCCACCACAAAUAAUGUGAUAAUGAUAGUAUGGCCUAUGAAAUAAUAGUGUGGCCUCGGCAUUCAGCUAAAAUUAUCCGUAGCUUAUGCAGAGAGCGCGGUAGUUUUAGCUUCAAUGAAAGAAAUUUGAUGUGCAUUGUUAGAAUAAGGUAGUAUUGUAUGUGCAUCGAAUAUUUGGCUAAUUAUGAAUGCGUUUGACAAAUUCAUAAAAAAAUGGUGAUAAUAGUAUAAUUAUUUGGAUAUUACGCUUGUUAAAAUUGUUAGUUUUGUGUGGAAAAAAAUAAUCUUUUAUCUUUAAACCGAUGUUAAGUUUUUUGAUGUAUAAGUACUAUUGGAACCACAUAACACAAGAAUAAGGUUAGAAUGCUAAUCGUGCGCAAUUAGUGCGAGUUCAUGAUGUCAAACGCACACUAAUACAGAUAAUGCAAUGCUCUCAUCGGUAAACACAAACACUACAUAGCGUAGGCAAAGGCACUAAUACUAUACCACUAAAGAUAUAUGAUGAGCCAAUGCUGGUACUAAUUGUUAGACAACGAUUUCUAAGUCUUGUGCUUUGUGACUGGACCACCCUUUAAAAAUAUUUUGUUUGCUUUAAAUCUACAAUGUCCUAGUAAGAUGUACAAUAUAAUCUCAAAUAUAUAGAGUAGUAUUUGUCUAUUAUGAUAUUUAGGUUUUCGAAAUCGGUUUAUGUAUAAGUACUUAUAAUACGCUCAAGUGGUACUUUUUGUAUUUAUAUGGAUAAAUAUCGAAUUUGACAAGGCCUACUGCAAUAAUAAUGGCCUAAGUAGAAAGUAGUUUCGGUGUCUAGUGACAUUGGUGUAAUGAAUGUCAAAUUAUAGCAACAAUAUAAUAAGUGUAGCAUGAAAACAAUGUAGUAAUUGAUGUAAGUGAAUAUCGAUAAACGUUUCAAGCAUCGGAGAGUAUCGAUAAUGUUAUCGAUUAAACGGACGUUAUUUAAUAAUUGGAUUUUUUAAACUACGUGCUAAGUAAGUAAUACCAUCGUCUAGAAAUUCUGCGUACUCAUUUGAUUCGUAACAAAUAAUAGGGUAGUUUUGUACAUUGUUUUAUAUGUAACAGAAGCUAAUACUAAAAAGAAAUUCUAUUAAAUUAGCAUCACAUUGGUUAAAAAAUAAAACAGUUAUUCAUAUUUGAUAUAUUAUUGUGAGCAAAAGUGGGGGAGUGUUGGUGUUAUGUGGCUCUCUUUUCCACGCAUGCAGCGUUAUAACUGGUGACACUCUGUGACGUCACAAUUUCCUAUUACUGUUUGACAUACCUUUUCCACUAAAUUUCAAAGUUUUAUAACUUAUUUACUAUUGCGUGGAUUUUGAAAAGUCUUCUGUAAUAUUUUGGAUGACAUACAUUUUCGUAAUCUUAUUAUCGGUAUCGAUAUUUUGUAGCCAUGUAUGGAUAAGUUAGAUGGUUCGAAGAUCAAAUAAAGCUGCAAAAAGUUUUAACUGGAAAACUAUUUUAAUAAUAAAAAAAAUACGUUCUGGCGGGACUUGAGAGGUUACGCGACCAUCUUUAAGUAAAAAAAAUGGUUUUAAAAUGUUUACUUAUAAAAUGAACUCUCUCUACUGUGUCAUCUCGAUUUUACUGAUUUUUACGACAUUACGGCGAAGUAAGUAACCUUACGUAUGUAUGUAAUAUGUAUCCAAUUUGUUCCACUUUCAAAUCGUUACUGAACCGUUAUUGAUAAAUGAGGUGUCUAUCGAUUCGUUUUUAUAGUGCGAUGGUUAUGGGCUAUAUUUCUCUAUUACUUCUGUAUGUCACCAUACAUCCAUCUGUUAAUAUAAACUAGUAUAUACCAAUACUACAUUUGGGUAUUAAAUUAUUCAAGAUGUCAAUUUAAUCGUAAGGUAAGAGUAGCAUCGUAUGCAGGUAAUGUCACCCGAAAGUAUUAUUUAACAGUAACAUAUUACAAUAAUAUGUAAGUGGCAAUAGUAAGAUCUCGUAUUGAUCGUAAUUUUUAGCUUAAAAUAGCUUACUAUACAUGAUAUUUUCGUGUCCGAUAGCAGAAUUUCAUUUGGACAAGAAAAAAAAUAGCCUUUUUUAUGUAUGCACCCGUGUGCUUAGAAAAUGGUAAAAAACGCAAUACGACUCCGUUUCGCCUUAUUGUGAUUUUUCUUUUUUUAUAUUAUGGCUGCCAUUGUUUAUUUAUCGGUGAUUUUGCCAAUGUCGAGUAAUAAUAGAUACAAAACAAAAAGUGACUAUAAAAUCAGAUCGCCAUUUUGAGAAACCUUAUUCUGAUUGAUUGAGAGACCAACAUGUGACUGACGUAUUGGUCUCUCGAUCAAUUACAAACAUCAGAAUCAAACAUCGACUUACGAAGCAGGUUUUUUUGAGACAUUCUUUGGAAGCUGAGCUCUUGCCGGCCUAUGCAUAAAAUGCACGUUAUCGGAUCAUUAAAAGUGGCUAAUAGUAUUUUGCGACUGGAUGUAUAAAGCAGCAGACCGAGCUCUGUGGUGUACCUUGGGAGAGGAUUAUAUCCAGCAGUGGAGUACAGCGGGCUGAUGAUGCCGCUGUACUAAUAUAUAAAUUUGCAUGCUGUGGUCUCCUAUAAUUGAAGAGGCACGUCACAUUGUUAAUUGUACCAAUAUUACGACAUUGUAUUUAUUAUAUGCCGUGUAUCCUUUGUUAGAGGUCCUUAAAUAAAUAGAUAAACAUUAGUUUAAACAAUUAUAGACAGUCUACAGUUCUACAUGAGGUCAAAAUUAGUCACGAGAUAAAAUUUUGUAUACGCAAUACGUCUAAUGUUAAGUAGAUGUUACCAGGGUACUGAAAUGUGCCAAGUAAUUUACAUGAUAUUUUAGGAUAUGACUUAUACUCACUAUGGACAGAUUGGUCAUUGCAUCAAGGGGAGAUAUAUUUUGUGGGACGUAUUUUACUGAUUGCUUUUCCCCCGGUUUUUAAAAGCAAGAUGAUAAUUGUGCGCUUAAAAAAGGAGAAGUCAAAAAUUGAUUUUAAUAAUGUUAAAGUAAAAUGGAUAUGAGACCCUGAUCUAUUGUUAAAUCGAGUUGAAAUGUAUUGCAUUUUUAAACGUCCUGUAUAAGAUUGUAAUAUUUCGUGCAGCUACAAUAUAUCGAAAUUAUGAAUUGACAUCGGAAGGUACAUGAGAUGUAUUUUUGUCGUAAAUAAAUAAAUGUGAAAUAA